UCCCCUACCCCAUGUGUGCCCGACACCGAACCCCAUCCGUUCAAUAGUAGCUGAACAUGAAAUAUUGGCCACGCCAUUCAUACCGCAGGAGUAUAUAAACCUAAGUGACUUGGAGAAGCAGAAAAGUUCUAAAGAUAAUUUUUGCGAGUUGCAUUAACUUUACAUCGUUCUGGGCAUUUUACUCGUGGGUAUAUUGUGGAAAGCCGUAGAACAAAGGCGGGUUCUGAUGAAAGCAAACAACUCUGGGCUUCAUCGUAAUCAACAAAGUGCCCUUCUCUAAAUUAAACAAAAAUGAAUUUAGACGCUCUUGGGUUCUUCACCUUGUGCCUGGCAUUUCUCUUCAUCAAGCCAGUAAUGAAUUCUUCAGAUGCUGACAGAGAGUGGCUGAAUAGGAUGAUCGAGUCUAUGGAGGUGAAGCCCACUGGUAGUCUGCAGUACCCUGCCAGGCGACAAUACAGAGUUGGUUCAAAUAUCAGUCCACCCAAUACUGCUUUAGAAAGGAUCCUCCAGACCCCGGAAAGCCUGAAAAACAGAGAAAGACCGGGAGAAAAGCGAGUUGGUGUGUGUUGCAACCCUCCAGCCACGAGACAACCAAUUGCCGCAGCAAAACGUAAGACAGACUACUUUCCUGUAAACAAGUUUGAUGUGGACACACUGAAAGCUCUGCUUAGGUCAGAGAUGUACGAACAACCCAGCUCGAGGUCAACUUCAUACACAAGGCACAUCUCUGAUCUUCAGCAUGACUGGGAUUCCUCAAACUUGUUUGGCACGGACAAACGAAAACGCCAGGAAACUGGGGACGACUCAUACUUCCUUGACGCGCAGGGGGCUGAAGAUUCUCCUGGAGGAUUGCCCACCAUCAAUGACCGCAGAUGAAUUCGGCAGAGAUGGGAAAAGGUUCUGACAGUUAUCGAUCCUGGUGGGGUGUACGAGGAGCGAGGAUAUACAACGUAAAUAUGAUUUCACUGAGAAUACACAGCAGUUGACAGACAAUUUAGCAAAGAUGUUGGCAAAAAGAAUAUAAUAUCGCAGUCGAAAUGUUUUCUUCAUUUGGAGUUCAUAAUAAAGCUUGUGAGACGAGAUGCUUAA
Molecule: messenger RNA, 1089 nt
Organism: Aplysia californica (California sea hare)
Lineage: Eukaryota; Metazoa; Mollusca; Gastropoda; Aplysiida; Aplysiidae
Exons: 11
Coding region: 292-876 (194 amino acids)
Source: RefSeq, a predicted model, not a curated record